GCUAAGCUGCCCUUGGCGGGGGCUGGCACUGCCUUGUUCUCGCCGUCCGCGGGGUUGGCGUCAGGAGACCUUCUACCUCCUCGCGCACAUCACAUCUUCCUUGUCCCGCUCUUGGCUCACAUCACUUCUAUCCCCUUGUUCUCCCCUUCGUCAUGACUUGUCUUCGCUUCCAACAGUCCCUCACUCGGCCUACCUUUUCAGAGCACCUCUCACCGCCAACAUGCUCAAGAACCUUUGCCAACUCCUCACCGUAGCACUCGCCAUCGCAGCAUCGUCUGGCACUGGUGCCGACGGUCGCAGCGUUUCUCGUCGCUCAACUGCAGUCGAUCACGAGGGCGAGACGCUCUUCAUCUCGCGCAAUGUCACCUCUGGCGAGCUCGACAUCCCUUCGGUAGUCGAUGAGCGCGGAGAGCCCCUCGAUCAGCCUCGCCUCGUUCUUCCUCGAGCUGGCGGCUGGAACUACGGCUCGCAGAAGGUCCGUGGAGUCAAUAUUGGUGGCUGGCUCGUCUCGGAGCCCUUCAUCAAGCCCUCUCUCUACGACAACACCAAUGACAACCGCGUCGUUGAUGAGUACACCAUGGGCCAGUACAAGGGCGUGAACGACGCCUGCUCCAGGCUGCAGAGCCACUGGGCUUCGUGGAUCACCGCAGACGACUUCCGUCAGAUCAAAGCUGCAAACCUCAACCACGUCAGGAUCCCCAUCGGCUACUGGGCCUUUGAUGACAAGCAUGCGACCUACUGCAAGUCCAACCAGUUCGACUACUUGACUAGGGCUGUCGGUUGGGCUCGCGACAAUGGCCUCAAGGUCAUGAUCGACCUGCACGGAGCUCCCUUCAGCCAAAACGGCUUCGACAACAGCGGUCACCGCGGCAGCGCCAACUGGUUCAACAACAAGGACUACGCCAACCGCGCCAAGGCCGCUAUCACGGCGAUCGCUAAGCGCUUCACUACUUCAGAGUACGCCGACACUGUGACUUCAAUUGAGCUGCUCAAUGAGCCCCUCACCACCAAUGGCGACUCCGGUCAGAGGCUGCAAUUCGCCAAGGACUACGCCUCCGACGCCUACUACGCCGUACGAUACGCCCAGGGCUCCAACCCUACGAGCGUCAACGUCGCCUUCCAGGAGGGCUUCCAGAACCUCAACGUCUACGACAACUUCAUGCGUCCGCCCAACUUCCAGAAUGUCCUCCUUGACCACCACAUCUACUCGAUCUUUAACGAGAACAUCUACCUGAGCCACAAGGAUCGCCUGCAAUACUACUGCAAUCAGCGCGGGGAUAUCUCGUCGGCCAAUGGAAAGCACUACCUUGUCACGGGCGAGUGGACCACUAGCCCCACUGACUGCACUCGCUACCUCAACGGCCGCGGAAUAGGGUCGCGCUAUGAUGGGAGCUACUCUGGCUUCAACUCGCAGGGGUCGUGCAAGGGCAAGACAGGUUCGGGAUCAAGCUUCAGCUCGACGUUCAAGUCUCAGCUGAAGGACUUGUUCGACACGCAGAGGAACGUCUACGAGAAGAGCGGGUCAGGGUGGAUCUUCUGGACUUGGAAGACGGAGAGCGCCGAUGAGUGGUCUUACCAGGCUGGGCUCAAGUACGGUUGGAUCACGCGCAACCUCGACUCGGCGGGCAACGUCAAGUGCUGAGCGCAAUCGAGGAGCGAUAGUGA
This is a messenger RNA of Jaminaea rosea, 1665 nucleotides long. Its product is annotated as glycoside hydrolase. The coding region runs from base 221 to 1642 and encodes 473 amino acids. The transcript is spliced from 2 exons. Gene Ontology annotation, molecular function: beta-glucosidase activity. The record is from RefSeq and is a predicted model, not a curated record. Gene Ontology annotation, biological process: glucan catabolic process. NCBI's taxonomy places the organism in Eukaryota, Fungi, Basidiomycota, Exobasidiomycetes, Microstromatales. Gene Ontology annotation, cellular component: extracellular region; cell surface.